Toxorhynchites rutilus septentrionalis is the source of this 3319-nucleotide messenger RNA. RefSeq names its product patj homolog (gene Patj). Bases 183 to 2906 code for a protein of 907 amino acids. Gene Ontology annotation, molecular function: protein binding. The transcript has 3 exons. The record is from RefSeq and is a predicted model, not a curated record. NCBI's taxonomy places the organism in Eukaryota, Metazoa, Arthropoda, Insecta, Diptera, Culicidae.
UCAUAAUGUGUCAUCGGGUAUCUGGCAGAUGAAAAUUUUGGAAAUAAUUUUCACGUAAACAACUGAUGAAAACGGAAUUCCAGAGAUAGUGCGAAAAUUUGCCAACAUUUUGAAUGUUCAGCUAAAUUCUUUUUGGCAUAGUGAAAGAAAAGAAAAUAGUGUCGUGCGAAACACCGAUAAAAAUGCAUCUCUCCCAAGAUGUGUCGAGUGCGCUGCAGCAAAUCGAAAUCAUAAAACAGACGGUGGAGGAAAUGGAACCAAACAAGCUGCAGCUUAAUGUGAUGGAUGACCUCAAAAUGAUUAUCGAUUUGCUGCAGGAUCCGGUGUUCCGGAACAUCGUUCAAAUCCAGGACUCAUUGGCGGAGCUGAACCACCAGAUAACACAACAUCCAUCGAUACUGCCGGGGGAUUUCGAUAUCGCCAACAGUGGUGAGCUAAUCCUGAACGUUCCACCUGCGUCCGAUUUGUUCGACGCGGACUAUCCCGACGAGCAACGAGUUCCUUCGGCGCAGAUUUCGCCAGGCAGUCCUGCACCGCUCCAGAGUCAACAAGUUCAGCAGCAGAAGUUGAAUUUGAUUGAACUUCCCCAGGUGCAGGUGAGCCUGCAGCAGCAGCAACUUCAGCCAGUUUUGCCAAACCAGCAGGGAUUGCUGCAACAUGUUCCCUUGAAACUGAAUAAUGAAAUGAUGGACAGCGGUGUCGGAGAGGAUCUUCACAAGAAUGACUCUCAGGAUGAAACGGGUAUUCAUGACAUGUCAAAAUCGACCGUGGAUUCGGCGGAAGCGGCUAACGAGUGGUCACGCAUUUUGGAUAUCGAGUUGGUGAACGAUGGUACCGGAUUGGGGUUCGGUAUUAUCGGAGCUCGUGCUACCGGUGUAACGGUCAAGACGAUUCUCGCCGGUGGCGUGGCGGAUCGCGAUGGUAGACUGCAGUCUGGCGAUCAAAUUUUGCAAAUAGGCGAUGUUAAUUUGCACGAAAUGGUUUCCGAACAGGUAGCGUCGGUUCUCCGUCAGUCCGGGACUCAUGUCCAGCUGGUUGUGGCCCGUCCGGUUGAUACGAGUAAUGGUGUGAUUGAUGAUUAUGAAAACUCUGCUAUUGUGCCAACGGUUCUGCUGACGAAUCCGAUGAAACUGAAACAAUACUUGACUGAUUCCGGUUAUCCGGAAAUAUACAACGUAUAUUCGACAGCUAAUCUUGAGAAGGAUAGCUUCGACAAUGAUAGUCCAAUAGAGUUUCCAGAAACCAAAGUGUUCACAGUUGAACUGAAAAAAGACCAAAAUGGUCUCGGGAUAACAAUUGCCGGGUAUGUUUGCGAGAAGGAAGAACUUUCUGGGAUAUUCGUGAAAAGCGUUUCUCCCGGUAGUGCCGCUGAUCUGAGUGGUAAGAUACAGGUGAAUGAUCGUAUCAUCGAAGUCGAUGGACAGUCAUUGCACGGUUUCUCCAAUCAUCAAGCGGUAGAUGUUCUCAAGCAGAGUGGUCACGUUGUCAAGCUUUGCCUGGAACGUUAUUUGCGUGGGCCAAAAUAUGAUCAACUGCAACUAGCCAUUGCGGCAAAUGAAAUGAAACCACCGACUCCAGCCACUCCACCGCCAGUUCUAUCGACCAGUGACCUUUCCAAGUACGGAAAUAACAUUUUGGAUAUUCUACCACGAAAUAUCGAUAAACGAUCUAACGAAUCAAAACUUUUGUACAAUCACAAUGACGAGGAGAAUAAUUUGUUGAUGUUGAACGAAUCCGAUCAGCAGUUGGAGACGAUGUUGGCUCACAAAAAACUCGCCCGUGCCAAGGAUUCGAUAGAGAACCAACAAAUGAAGGAAAGUUCCGUGCUGCUAUCGCCACCGGGUGUCGAUGUCGAUUUGGACCUACUGCUAGCGGAAACGGCCAACCAUCCGGCAAUCGUGAAGCACGGCAAACAGCGCAGCUCGUUGAAAGUAACCGAGGACACGGAAGCGUUUAUCGUCAAGAAAUGGAGCACCAUUCUGGGUCCGAAUGUGAAAAUCAUCGUUGCUAACAUUAGGAAGUUCGCGGCUUCCAGUGGACUUGGUAUAUCACUCGAAGGAACGGUGGAUGUCGAGGGUGGAAAGGAGGUUCGACCGCAUCACUACAUUCGGUCGAUUCUGCCGGAAGGUCCGGUCGGGCAGAAUGGUUUGCUACGAUCUGGGGAUGAGUUAUUAGAGGUCAACGGCCAAAGGCUGCUCGGAAUGAACCACUUGGAGGUUGUGUCCAUUCUAAAGGAGUUGCCGCAAGACGUGUGCAUGGUUUGCGGUCGUGGAGAUCCGGAGAUGUUACAGUUCACCGAGGAAGCCCUGAUCAACACCCUGGAGGCUGAGGUUGCCAAGAAUAAAUCUUCCAUCGGUGGUGGUGGAUUGACAUCUUCGGAGCGCUUGGUGAAGGCUAAAAGCGACGGUAGCCUUGCGACUUCAGGCGGCUCGAACGAUGGGUUUUCGAAAAUCAAAUCCAGAAGUUUGGAGCCCCUGACUGGACUGGCAAUGUGGAGCUCAGAGCCCCAAAUCAUUGAACUGGUGAAAGGGGAACGUGGUUUGGGAUUCUCAAUUCUAGACUAUCAAGAUCCGUUGGAUCCGAAUGAUACGCUGAUUGUGAUUCGCUCGUUGGUCCCGGGUGGAGUGGCACAACUGGACGGGCGUUUGAUUCCUGGCGAUAGAUUACUGUUCGUUAAUGAUACCGUUUUGGAGAACGCUUCGCUUGACCAAGCCGUGCAGGCGUUGAAGGGUGCCCCUAAAGGAGUGGUUAGGAUCGGAGUAGCCAAACCGUUACCGAUGCAGGAUUCAUCGAUUACACCGUUCGAUGACAAAAGCGGGGAGAGUGGCGCUGAAGCUGGCUUCCCAUCAGGUAACACUGCCGGUAAGAUGUUAUCCAUGAGCAAACCGGAUAUUAUUAUGGAAUGAGAAUAUUUAGUCAUAAGCAGAGAUGGAUAUCAGCGCAUUUUAUGUUUAUAUAAGCAGUUAUCAGAACUUUCGCAAUUUAUUGAUUUUGUAAGCUCAAUCAGCGAUCACAAGUAUACGGUUUAAAGUUUCCCCAACUUGAGCCAUUGUUAAAGCUGCUUCAUCCGAGCAGACCAUUUUCCAAAAUGUAUGGUGAGGAUGUAGCGAAAGUGGGUCCACAAAACUAUCGAUCAACGGUAGACUUUAGGUUUGGUCGAGAGUUGUGUGGAGACCACUUUCCCCGCAUCUGCAUUGCUUGUACUUAUUGAUUAUUGACAACCCAAGAAUGGGAUUGUUUCGUCCUGCGUUAUCUUACUCCUCAUCCAACAUUCCAUCUUGUUCCUAGAUUUUAUAGCACUAUUUUGGUAUUUCAAAAU